This is a messenger RNA of Lactuca virosa, 1641 nucleotides long. NCBI's taxonomy places the organism in Eukaryota, Viridiplantae, Streptophyta, Magnoliopsida, Asterales, Asteraceae. The record is from the annotation of a GenBank genome assembly.
AUGCCAGUUCAACAAGAGGAUGUUAUCCGACCCACCGUUAAUUUUCCACCCAGCAUUUGGGGAGAUGUGUUUCUGGACUAUAAAGAGCAAGAAGACAAUGAUGGUAUAGAGAAAGUGGUUGAUGACUUGAAAGAAGAAGUGAGGAAAGAAAUAUUAGCAAGUUUGAAUGAUCCCACAGAGCAUUUAAAUUUGUUAAAACUGAUCGAUGCUAUCCAACGCCUUGGCAUUGCGUAUUAUUUUGAAAAGGAGAUUAAUCAAGCCUUGCAAGAAAUCUAUGAUGCAUAUGGUGAUAACUGGAAUGGUGUGGGUACUUCCCUAUGGUUUCGACUCAUGCGACAACAAGGCUUUUUCAUCUCAAGUGAUAAUCUCAAUACAUACAAGGAUAAAGAGGGGUGUUUUAGUCAUGAGCCCUUAGAAAACGACCUUCAAGGCUUACUUGAUUUGUAUGAGGCUUCAUAUAUGAGUAUACCCGGCGAGGUCAUACUGGAUGAUGCUCUUAAUUUUUCAAGAAAGUGUCUUGAUGACAUGGCAAAGAACAACAAUCUAAACCUUGUUUCUACUGAAAUACAUGAAGCACUAAAGCAACCUUUAAAUAAAAGGUUGCCGAGACUCGAGGCAAUACGUUACAUACCUUUCUAUGAACGACAAACUUGUCAUAAUGUUUCGUUGCUAAAACUUGCAAAGUUAGGGUUUAACCUGCUUCAAUCUCUCCAUAAAAAGGAGAUUUGCCAAAUAUCCAAGUGGUGGAAAUGCUUCGAUGUCCCAAACAAUCUACCUUAUGCAAGAGAUAGAUUGGUUGAAUGCUACUUAUGGGCAUUAGCAAUGUAUACUGAUCCUCAAUGUUCUGUAGGUAGAAUGUUUGUGGCUAGAGGUUUAGCAAUAGGAACACUUAUAGAUGACACCUAUGAUGCUUAUGGUACAUAUGAAGAACUUGUGAUUUUUACAGAAGCGAUCCAGAGGUGGUCGAUUACAUGUCCUGACAACCUUCCAGAAAACAUGAAACUUCUAUACCAGAUGCUCAUGAAUCUUUUUGAAGAAAUGGAGGAAACUUUGGCUAAACAGGGAAAAGUCAAUCAUCUUAAUUAUGUCAAAGAGUCGAUGAAAGAAUACAUGAGAAGCUAUAUGAGAGAAGCACAAUGGACACAUGAUAAGUAUAUUCCAACCAUUGAGGAACACGGAGAAGUUGCAUAUAUCUCUACCGGAUUUAUAUUUGCUCUUGCGUCAAGUUUUGCUGCCAUGGACGAUGAAAUAACAGGGGAGACAUUCCGAUGGCUUUUCACCUAUCCUCCUAUUGUCAAAGCUUGUUGUGGGCUUUGUAGGUUGAUGGAUGAUAUUGUCACCCACAAGGGCGAGCAAGAAAGAAAUCAUGUUGCUUCUGUCAUCGAAUGCUACAUGAAGCAAUUUGAUGUGGCUGAGCAACAUGUAUAUGGUGUAUUCAAUGAAAAGGUUGAAGAUGCUUGGAAAGAAAUGAAUAAAGAGUCCAACAUGUGUAAAGAUGUUAAAAUGCCUAUAAUUAGGCGGGUUAUCAAUUUAGGACGAGGAAUGGACGUUAUGUACAAGAAUAAAGACCAUUUCACACAUGUUGGCGAAGAACUUAUAAAUCAUAUCAACUCUCUUCUUGUCAAUGCUAUCAUCAUAUGA